AAUGCUAGGCCACACACACACACACACACACACACACCACACACACACACACACACACACACACACACACACACACACACACACACACACACACACACACUCCCUCACUCAAACCAAGAACCAGCUCUCAUUCAUAUCAUCUUUAGGACAAAGAAUAGUUUGACCAAGCUCUAUACUGUAUAUAAAAUCCUACACUGUUCAAAAUAUGUUUUGCCGGGACGUCAUUAUUUAAUUUGAAGCUGAUCUAUGAAACUUGACUGGUUCUCAUAAACCUAACGCUUGUGUGAGCUAAAAAUGGCAGUCAUUAAAGGAGAUGUCACCCUCUGACAACUUCUCAUUAUGUAGGCCAAUCCUGUCUGUGUUCAGCUUUUGUGUUGCAGCCAGCAGGACAACAAACUAAAUCUUAUUCCCAGCACUUCCCUCAGUGGAGUGACUACAUAAAACCCUGCAGCCACCGUCAGUCAGAGCAGAUAUUAGAGGUGCAGCUCACACAAAAAUUGCCCCUCUCUUUCUCAAUGUCACAUAAACUGUGUGAUGGCCUUGCUGUUAAAUGGAGUGGAAUCGAUUUUACGCAGCGAGCAGCAAGGCGGCGAGCAUCCACAGACAUCUGAAGGCCCCCCCCCCAACAAAAAAUGAUUAUAGUUAUAUAAGUUUCCCUCCCACUCCCUCCAUCCUCUCCACCAUAAGCAGGGGUGUUGUCAUAGCAACCCCCACCCCUCCUCUUGAACGUCAGCGGCAGGAGCUCGGAGGAUGAAGCUGCAUGCAGCUCCUGUCUCUUGUGCCUCUCACAGAGCAUCACCUGUGAUUUUACUCGUCUCACAUGCAACAGUCAGCUGCGGCGCCGGAUAUUAUCUGAUGACUGAUUUGACUCGCAGCUGCUGCUCAUCCCAUACCAUCUAAAGACCGAGAGCAGCUGAUUCAGCAGCGUCUGCAGCAGUGAUGUCGUGGCUCUUCUUGGACUGGUUCGUGCCCCUCUACCUGCUGGUGUCUGUCCUGGUGCUGGCGGGCUUCGGAGCAUGCCUUUACUUCCUCGAGCCUGGGCUGCAGGACGCCCACAAGUGGAGCAACAAAACAGUCCGGCAUCACCCGCUGGUGGCCAGUGUGAACUGCAUGGAUGACGAUAGCAAUGCCCUGAUAUGAUCAAGAGGGCCAUCUGGACAGCAGGGUGCUGCCAGGACACCGUGGAUGGGAGCCAACACCUUAAAGAUGGAGAGAGAAAGAGGUGGAGGAGAGUUGCUCUGUCUAAUCAUUCCAACUUUUCUCUGAACUCUAACAUCCUUAAUGUAGAGUUCAGGGGAAAGUGAAGCAGAGAGGAAAUGCACAAGGUGGAGGAGACUUUAUGCAGGAUGAGAUUUUGGAGGUGAAUGGGAGACAUGAUGCCCUUUAGAAAUGUGAUUUAAAAACAUGAUGUAAAUUUCACGCCAUCUUAUACUUGUAACAACUUUUACAUACGUUUUGUAAUUUGACAAUCACUUUACAUGAAUCAUGAAGUUUACUUGCUAUAUUGUGCAUUUGAUAAGUGAAGGGAAUGAUAUAAGUGCAAUGAGUUUGAUGGCAGCAGGAAGGGUUUCUCACCCUCUCUCUGGUGAUGGUGGCACAGCAGCUGCUGGGAAGCAUGAGAAUUGUUAGAGCCAACAUGCCAAAAUGGUUUUAGGGGUAACUUUAUUAUAAUAAUAUGUAUUGAAUAAUUGAUGACUGAUAUAUUCAAGGUGCCAAGAUUAUCCUGGAUGGACCAAGAUUACUAUUUGGCAGUGCUCAAAGUGUAUUUUUUGUGUCUUCAUUGUUUUUACUUGACAGCAUGGUGAGGAAACGUUGGGUAUGUAACGACCCUCUUUUAAAUGAUCAUAUGCUUCCUUUGUUCAUGCUUAAUAAAAUGGUUAAAUCUUCAAUUAUUUGGAUUUACAUGUAUUUAUUUUAUUAUGAAGUUGAACAUAUCUUUAAGCCAAUAUUUAGGUUUGUGUAGUGUAUCUGCAACAGUGGUGGAAAGUACAUUUACUCAAGUAAUUUACUAAAUGUGCUACACAUCUGACAGCUGAAGUUACUAGUUACUUUUCAGAUUUAGAGUUUACAUUAAAAACAUAUGAGCUCAUAAAAACGUUGCUAGAAGUUUCACCAAAAAGAGUAAAUAUUUUGUUUUUAUUUAAAUAAGUGUAGGAGGUCCAAAGGAGAGGAAAAUAAGAACACUAUUUUUUUCUAGCAGACCAUUGUAUUUUGUAACCGUAAAAUGGUCCUUACAAUUAGAUGCAUGACUAUUAAAAUGUUAUAAUGGGAUAUCAGAUGCCCGAUACUUUUACUUAUGACACUUUUAAGUACAUUUUAAAUUGUGCCGACUUUCCCACGGCUGAUCUGCAUUGUAGAGAGAAAGAACAGUGCAACAACACCACAUGGAGCCUUCACAGACGUCCCAUGAAAAGAGGAGAGACCAGAGUGGGAGAGAAACACUGGGGCUUCAGUGUCGAGGAAUGGAGAGAAUGGCACUUGUGCUCCCACCACUUCCUACUGCCGAGUUCCCCGUCUCGCACUCUUUGACUUAUUUACCAACUGAGUGUGUCAACAACACAGUUUGCUUCAGACAGCAGAAUGAGUGUUUUUGAUCGUCCAGCACCUUUGAUCCCUCAAGUAUCUGCAUCCUCCAGACAAACAAACAAAAAUCCAUCAGUCUGUGUGUCUCCUCCUCUGCCCCUCUCCUCACCUGUCAUCACAAAGAAAGCCAUUCAAAUCCCAUCAUUUGAUGAGAAGGGACUCAUCUACGAGAAACACAACACAAAACCAAACAGUGACAGAUCGUUUCUCCCAAUUUGUUCUCCCAAGUCAUCCACUCAGCCUUUUUGGGGUAAAUCAUGUACGCAUUCAGAGGGAAAACAUGGAGAAAGAGCUUCAACCCUCCCAAGAGCUAAGCCCAAAACAUGCAGCUCUCCAAUUUUUUCUGCAAAGCCGAGCGUCUCCAUUGUCCCUGCACCAAAGCCAAAUUCCUCUCCCACUCUGAAACCAAAGCCAAGUGAUUCUCUUCAUCUCCCUGCCUCACAGUUCAGAGAUCCCUCUCCAUUAUUCCUGCAACAACCUCAUCCUAAACUGAGUGUAUCUCCAACUCUGACUGUCCCAACUCCCAGACUGAGUCCAUCCCCGACCUCCCUGUGCCAAAGGAUGAGUUUAGAUAGCAGAGGAGGCAAGACGCCAUCUCCUGUCGGUGUAGAAAGACGUGCUAGACAGAUUACCAUAUCGAAUACUACAGUGGAGCCGGAUUCCAUCAAACAGAGAUCUUCAGAUGAGGCGAAGCAUGACAUUCUUGACCAAGAAGCUUUACUGGACUUUACUCAUCCUGCCUUGAGAACAGCUUGUUCCAUAUCCCGACAUCAGACUAACUCUGAGUCCCAGACACAAGUAGCCCUUUCUCAGAGUUCCUGCCUAAUGCAAGGCAAUGCUGGUUUAAGUAAAAGAGAAAACAUUGCUCAAGAUAAACCGAAGCCUCCACCCAGGAAUAUAGACAAUACUUCAAUCCCCAAACCAAAGCCAAACAUCAAAAAGCAACAGGGAUUUUUGCCAAGUGGAGCGAGAGGUACACAAACGUCUCUGUCAGAGUCUGAAGGGAUUAGGUUUGCUAAAGUUGUUCAGAGAGAGUCAGCGUUUGAUGUGCUGGCAACUCAGUCAAGCCUGAACCUUCACAGGAAGCGUACAGAAGACUACCCACAAAGGAGGAAUUACGCCUCCAAUGAACAAUACGAACUAAAUUAUUCUGACAGAAAUGCAACGACUUCAAAAAUCUCCUUUUCCACAGAGCCUCUCCCCAAUCAGUCACCCACUAUUGAGAAAAGGAGAAGACUGUUUGACUUGAGCAAAGACACAAAAGUAGAUGCAACAUUUCUGUCUAAUCUCAGGAGACCUAAAAAAGAAAACAACAUACAGACAGCUACAGGAAAUGUAUCUAAACUCUCUCCACAAACCACCAGGGCCUCUUGUCAGAAACACAGAUUCUGGUGGAAGGAUCCACUCCCAGUAAAUCAGUCCGUCUGUGUUUCAAAGGAUUACAGCUGCCAGUCAAGAGAUAUUGAUCGUGAAACAGAUUCUCACAGUUUAAAUCAAUAUAAAACAUGUCUGGUGGUACCUCAGACACAGAAGGCCUCCGGACCUGCUUCUAUUGAGUGUGCAACAUCAAAAACAAUCCUUACAACACCUGAUACUAUCUCACACAAAAACAAAGAGAUGAACCUCUGUGUCACAGGCGUGUCAAAUCAAACGGAUAUUUUUGCACCAUCUGGCCUUCAUGGGACGCCCGCAGAGCUACUAGAAUACCCCUCAGAGAAAUACUGCCCAUUCAACACAAACAGUGUUGGCAUCAGAUCAAAGGGGGUCUUUGACCUGCCGCUGCAGCACACAGUGUACCAGAGGCCAGACCAGGCAACAACAACAACAGCCUUCUCUUCACACACACCAGAUUACCCACCAGCAGGCAGAGCGUUUAUCAUGGAGGAGCCAGAGGACCCCUAUUAUGUCACCAUGUAUUACCCUGGGUCAGUCUACGUGGGUGAGUACAGAGACAUCCAAAAACACUUAACUGAACAGAGUGAAGAAAUCUCUCAAAGCACACAUGGCAGAGACUCUUUUAUAUUUUGUUUGAUCCUUUCAGAGGUAAAUAAUGUUCUAUCUAAGGUGGUGGAAAGUCAGACAAGGGGGUUUGGUCAAAGAGGACAGCAGACGUCGCUCCUUAUCAGUAGAGUAACAGACAUGCUGAAGAGAGGCGACAGCGUUGGUUGGCAGACUCUAUCAAAGUGACUCGUCCAGGAGGACAUACAGCCCUCCACAGAGACAAUCAAACAGAAAGAAAUGAUGCAGAAAGGAAAAGUAAAUAAGAACGACAGGGGAGAAACUCAGAGGCAAACUGUGAUGUUCUCUCCCUGUAGCACUUUUACUUGACAACACUUGCAAAAGAUAUGUAUUUACUGCUAGUUAAAGCUAAGUUAUACCACUGUACAUCAUGUUUUAAUAUUAGUCCACAUUAGACUACCAAACAUUGCAUACUGUGGUCCAAUUAAAACUGAUUGUCAUAUCAAUUGAAUGUCUUUUGAUAGGCCUUACCAGUGAAACUGUGCAGUAUUUAUUUAAUAAAACUAUUUCUAGAGCUGUCAACUAUAUCACAGUCUUUGUCAGCUAAUGGGGUCUGCUCAGUUGUCAUAGAGAUCGAAUAGAUAUUGGACAAUAAAAAGAUAAGAUGAGAGUCAGGAGGAAUAAACAUAACUCAAAGGGAAACAUUGUUGCUGUGAUUCUUUAUUAAAGAUAAAUUGAGCUACUAGGUUAUCUAAAAAUGUAUUUAAAUAGUCACUUGAGCACUUAUUCAAUAAUGGAGCAUGUUUAUGUCACUUGAGUAUUUUCAUUGUAUGCUGCUUUAGACUUCUACACUUCUUCUUACACUACAUUUAAGAUGAAACCAAUGUACUUUCUAGUAUGUGCAACAGUUAUUUGGCAGAUUAUGAUUUUAAACAUAUAAUUGACGAGUUGUUAUAAUUUCAUGAUUUGUUUUAAAUGAAAUUACCAAAUCAGGUUGAAUUAGCUCCACCCAGAGGAGCUACAAUAUUAAAAGGUAUGAUAAUGUAUAAUUUAUAAUAAUGCAUCAACAUAAGGUCCUGCUGCUGAUGGCCCACUGAUACUAUAAACUUACAAAUGAAUGGCUUUAAAACAUCAAAGAAAGAGCAAGACGGAGAAAAAAGGAACCCAAGUACCCAAGUAAGUGUGCAGGAGAUCCAGGUCUACAUGCCUUAUUGGUGAAAUAA
Gymnodraco acuticeps is the source of this 5765-nucleotide messenger RNA. Its product is annotated as serine hydrolase-like protein. The coding region runs from base 2581 to 4770 and encodes 729 amino acids. The transcript has 4 exons. Lineage: Eukaryota; Metazoa; Chordata; Actinopteri; Perciformes; Bathydraconidae. The record is from RefSeq and is a predicted model, not a curated record.